UGAGAGCACAAGGAUCACGCUUAUCUCAAAAGAGUACUUAUUAGUACACAAUAAUUGGCUACCUAGCUAACAUCUCGUUUUAUUCGAAGGAUUGAAUACCCUUGCUAGAAAGUGGUGUAAACUGGAGCUUCACCAUCAGUAUGAUUGUGACUUCCAUGGCUGAAUUAGUUAGCAGGACUGAUUAAAAAAUGAAUUCCAUUUCGCUCUUGUUACUUAUUAUCAUCAAACCUAACAUCAGCACUUCACUAGAAUGUGGAGUCCCGCAGCAAAAAACAACGGAACUAAUAGUAAAUGGUAAGAAUGCGGUUAAAGGAAAGUGGCCGUGGCAUGUUGCAAUUUUCCACAAAAAUCAUCCCUCCACUACGUACGUUUGCGGUGGAACACUAAUAUCUGCUACGCAUGUCCUGACGGCAGCGCAUUGUGUAAUCAACUCAAACACUGGGUAUUUGAUGCCUAGUAAAAGCAUCUUAGUUGAAGUCGGUGCGUAUGAUUUGAUACACGAUUUUCACGGCAGACAGCGGCAUUUGAUCAGAGCCACACAUAAGAUGGAAAACUACAACAGAGCUAGUCUCAAACAUGACAUAGCUAUUCUGGAGCUUGAUUCGGAAGUUGAGUUCAAUCAGUAUGUCCAUCCGGCUUGCGUUUACCAGGGAAAGGAAUUGACCGGGAAGAACGGAACAGUAAUCGGAUGGGGCAUAACAGAGAACAACAAAGUGUCCAGUAUUUUGAAGGUAGCGGUGCUACCAGUGAUUGACACUAUUACGUGCUUAACGAGCAACCGAUAUGUAUUCGGACCAACUUUAGACAAAGGGAUGUUCUGCGCUGGGUACAUCGAGGGUACCAGCGUCUGUAACGGUGACAGCGGAGGUGGUAUGUUUUUCGAUGUGGAUGGCGCAUGGCACAUUGGAGGAAUUGUAUCGUACAAGCAGGUGAGAGACGACAACGAAUUACUUUGUCAAACGGAUGGAUAUGCAGUUUUUACAAAGAUCUACGAUUAUUUGCCGUGGAUUGGCGAAGUGAUCGGAGCGAAAAUAUCGAGUGUUGAAGGAAGAGAAUUAUCUGACUUGGAUAACUGCGAGCCAAAAGCUGAUGAUGGACCAAAAUUGGGUUGGGGUAUUUUCCCCAGAAGCUGUGGAAUAUACACUCCCAACCGGAUUAUGUUUGGCGAAGUUGCACGAGUCUUCGAAUUUCCUUGGAUGGCAAUUCUUCUAUACAAGGACGAGAACCUUAAUUGCGCGGGAACACUCAUCAAUAGGCGCUACGUCUUAACGUCCGCGCUUUGCCUUCAGUCAAGUCUUCCCGAACGAAUAAGACUGGGAGAACACACCUGGUAUCAAGACAUCGACUGCAACGACGAUUAUGAUUGUGCUCCUCCUGUGCGAGAUUUCCAAAUAGAAUGCGUGGUUCAACAUCAGGACUACAAUGAAUACACAGGGAUGAACAACAUAGCCCUUAUUCGACUUAGUGAAGGUGUUUUGUUCGAGGAUCACAUUCAGCCAAUUUGUCUCCCACUGACAACUGAACUAAGAUCAGUGGAGUUGCCAAGCUACAUUAUAGCAGGUUGGGGUUCAACGGAACAUGCUGUACUAUCGAUAAUGCUAAGAAAGGCAUCUAUCGGAGUGAUCAGUGGUCACGAGCAAUGUCAGCAGCUAUUUACAGAAGACGAUUACGAUCCCGGAUCGGUUUAUUACGAUCAGUAUUGCACAGUGACGGAAGAUUCGCCCGGAUACUGUUUUGGAGACGGAGGAGGACCGCUGGGCCAAACGGUUCGAUUCAACGGAAUGCGCUUCGUGCAGUUCGGAAUAUUUUCGAACGGUUGGGGUACAUGCAAUCGUUCAAAAACUGUGUUCACCAAAGUUGGCGCUCACAUGGAUUGGAUUAUGGCGAAUGUGAGACCGUAGUGUUAAAAGCAGUUGAGUGAUAAUAAUUAGGCAUGUUGAGGACUGAAUUAUUCCCAUGGACUUGUUAUAUAAUAAUAAUAAAUAACCU
This is a messenger RNA of Armigeres subalbatus, 1989 nucleotides long. RefSeq names its product polyserase-2-like. The record is from RefSeq and is a predicted model, not a curated record. Gene Ontology annotation, biological process: proteolysis. The transcript has 3 exons. Lineage: Eukaryota; Metazoa; Arthropoda; Insecta; Diptera; Culicidae. Bases 189 to 1901 code for a protein of 570 amino acids. Gene Ontology annotation, molecular function: serine-type endopeptidase activity.